Messenger RNA from Thrips palmi, 2773 nucleotides. RefSeq names its product V-type proton ATPase subunit H (gene VhaSFD). Gene Ontology annotation, molecular function: proton-transporting ATPase activity, rotational mechanism. Gene Ontology annotation, biological process: proton transmembrane transport. The record is from RefSeq and is a predicted model, not a curated record. Gene Ontology annotation, cellular component: lysosomal membrane; vacuolar proton-transporting V-type ATPase, V1 domain. The transcript is spliced from 11 exons. NCBI's taxonomy places the organism in Eukaryota, Metazoa, Arthropoda, Insecta, Thysanoptera, Thripidae. The coding region runs from base 138 to 1814 and encodes 558 amino acids.
GUUGGCAAUGAUCAGCAGACAGUCUGACAGUCACAAGACCCAGCAGUCUCAAAACAGGUGAUACUUAUCGGGAAAUUUUACUCUGAGGCAAUUCUGCCUUCACUAUUUGAUUGAACGAAGGCUCCACUUCUUCCAUAAUGGCUGCUCCUCGACAGUCAAUCCAAGAAAUGAUUCCGAGUCUUCCCGAGGAAAACAUAGACAUGCUUGCAGCUACAAGCAGGCUACAGCAGCAGGCCACUGAGAUACGGGCUCAGCAUAUCAAUUGGCAAUCAUACAUGCAAUCGCAAAUGAUAUCAGUAGAAGACUUCGAAUUCAUCAAACCACUGGAUGCUGCUGAUGCUGUGACUCGUGAAGCUAUUCUGAAAGAAAACCGCACCCAAUGUGCCAAGACCUUCUUGAACUUGCUUGGCCAUGUGUCUAAAGAUCAGACAAUCCAGUACAUUCUCAUCAUGAUUGAUGAUCUCCUUCAGGAGGAUCGUUCUCGUGUUGAAAUCUUCCGUGAAUAUUCCCAGAAGAAGCGAGAGUCAGUUUGGGGUCCAUUCCUGAAUCUAUUAAACCGCCCUGAUGGAUUUAUCACAAACAUGACGGCUCGCAUUAUUGCAAAGAUGGCAUGCUGGAGCAAAGAAUUGAUGGAGAAGUCGGAUCUUCAUUUCUAUCUGACUUGGUUGAAAGACCAAUUGAAACAGCAGGGAACAGAAUUGGCUAAAGCUGAGCUAGAAUGCAAGAAAACCUCUUCAGUGGCUAAAGGUGAACUAGAGAGGAAGCACGGCUCUUCAGCGGCUAAAGGUGAAGUAGAAAGGAAGCAAGGCUCUUCAGAGGCUAAAGCUGAUCUAGAAAAGCAGAAAGGCUCCUCAACACCAGAAGAGAGUGGUUCACCUACCGUUUAUUCGGAGAAGUAUCUGCUGAACAAUGAGUAUGUCCAAUCUGUUGGACGCUGCCUGCAAAUGAUGCUGCGCAUUGAUGUUUACCGUUUGGCAUUUGUGGCUGUUGACGGUAUUUCCACUAUUAUUUCUGUCCUCCGUUGCCGAGUCAACUUCCAAGUUCAGUACCAGCUGGUUUUCUGCUUGUGGGUGCUGACCUUCAACCCACUUCUUGCAGAGAAAAUGAACAAGUUCAAUGUUAUUCCCAUUCUUGCUGAUAUCUUGAGUGAUUCUGUGAAAGAGAAGGUGACCCGUAUCAUCCUUGCUGUAUUCAGGAACAUGAUUGAGAAGCCCACUGACAGCCAGACCUCAAAGGAUCACUGCAUGGCUAUGGUUUCCAGCAAGGUUUUGAAGCAACUGAGUAUUUUGGAGCAGCGCAAAUUUGAUGAUGAGGACAUUGUUGCCGACAUUGAAUUUUUGAAUGAGCGCUUACAAGCCUCUGUGCAGGACCUGAGCUCUUUUGAUGAAUACGCCACCGAGGUGAAGUCUGGACGUCUUGAAUGGAGCCCUGUGCAUCGGUCUGCCCAAUUUUGGAGGGAGAAUGCUGGUCGUCUCAAUGAGAAAAAUUAUGAGCUACUUCGUAUUUUGACUCACCUUCUUCAGAACAGUCAUGAAGCCCUUGUUCUUGCUGUUGCUGCCUUCGAUAUUGGUGAAUAUGUACGCCACUAUCCUCGAGGAAAGCAUGUAAUUGAACAGCUUGGUGGCAAGCAAACUGUCAUGCAGCUUUUGGCUCAUGAUGACCCCAAUGUCCGUUAUGAGGCCUUGUUGGCUGUUCAAAAGCUUAUGGUUCACAACUGGGAGUAUCUGGGCAGACAGCUAGAGAAGGAACAAGACAACAAGACUCAAGGAAACAAACCUGCUUCAGGAGGCAAUGCUGUAGCAGCAAAGGCAUAAUUCAUCACAAAGCUUCAACAUUAAAAUGGAAUAAUUGUAACAUUACAUUUGAUUUGCUGAACCUCUUAAUCUAUGAAGUUUGUACUCUAUAUCAUGUUCAUUUCGGGAUUCGGCAGUGAAUUUUUGCCUUUGCAUCCACCAUUUUGUACUUUAUGCUUUUAAUUAACUUUGUGUGUAAAUUCUUUGAUUUCCCCUUGAGUUAAAUUAAGUAUUUUUAUUCUGCUAUUUCAUAUUUCAAUAUCUGUGUACUUUUCUCUCCAUUUAGGUCUUUCAAAGAUCACACAUCAAUCCAGUAUUAGUUCAAGACAAGUACUUACGUAAAUGAGAAUGGCAUAUUAAUCGGAGCUGAGAUUAUCAGCGGAAGUUGUUUUUCAGUACUUUUAUUUUCUGUGUUGGUCAGUUAAAGGUGCUCCAUGGUCUUAUUUGUGACACAACUCAUGUAGAUAGCUCCAUUCUUUUAAAAUGGUUGGCCUUUCUUUUUGAAGUGUGUUUUGUUUAUCUGUAACUCUGAGGUUCAGCACACAUUAUACUCAUUUUAAUUACCAUCUAUAAAUACAUUUUGAUAUUACUCUGGAAGGGAAACUUGUCUUCUGUUUGAACAUGAGAUUAAAAAGAAAUUUAAAAAGUUCAUCUAACAAGCGAUCAGAACUGCUGGUUUCCCCAGCAGGGUGAUUCAGAAUGUCUGUAGAGUAGUGAAAUUACAUUCCAGAGUACAGUUUCAAGUUUGGUCACAGCUGUAUUCUAUGUUGUAAGUAGGAAUCAUAACCGGAAAAAAUGUAUCUAUUGUACAUAAUAGCAUUUUAAAAGAAAAGGAAAAUGUAUGUAAUUUGUUAAAUCAUGUUAUGUUUGUUCUUUGACAAAGUUUUGCUUUGUUGCGCCUUAAAUUAAUAAGAGUGGGUAUUGACUAAGACAAUUGUAUCUUCAGUAUCUGCAAUAAAUAUGAAUUUUAUGAGCCUCAA